This is a messenger RNA of Schistocerca americana (American grasshopper), 8358 nucleotides long. RefSeq names its product Down syndrome cell adhesion molecule-like protein Dscam2 (gene Dscam1). The transcript is spliced from 37 exons. Gene Ontology annotation, biological process: dendrite self-avoidance; axon guidance; homophilic cell-cell adhesion. The record is from RefSeq and is a predicted model, not a curated record. Gene Ontology annotation, molecular function: cell-cell adhesion mediator activity. Gene Ontology annotation, cellular component: axon; plasma membrane. The coding region runs from base 117 to 6077 and encodes 1986 amino acids. NCBI's taxonomy places the organism in Eukaryota, Metazoa, Arthropoda, Insecta, Orthoptera, Acrididae.
CGUCGGCCGCCGCACGGAGAGCUCCUCUGCGCGGUGCUUCGGUUUUCUCGUUUGUGGAGUGCGACGCUUCUGACAACGGCUGAGGCAGUUUAUGAGGAUCGUGUGAGAGCCGCAGCAUGAAUCUACCGGUGCUGUGGCGCUUCGCCACGCUGCUCCUCAUGGGAUGCAGUCUCGGCAUGUCUGAAGAUGAUACGAUGGGCCCGAUUUUCAACCGUGAACCUCCAAACAGAGUGGAUUUUUCAAACACAACUGGUGCAGUAGUUGAGUGCUCAGCUAGAGGAAACCCUACACCUGACAUAAUAUGGAUAAGAGCUGAUGGAUCAGCAGUUGGAGAUGUCCCUGGUUUGAGACAGGUUAUGCCCAAUGGAAACUUAGUUUUCCCACCAUUUCGAGCCGAAGACUACCGACAAGAGGUACAUGCACAGGUUUACGUGUGUCUGGCAAAAAAUUCAGUUGGUUCUAUUCAUUCAAGGGAUGUUAAUGUCAGAGCAGUUGUUCAGCAGUUCUAUGAUACAGAUGUAAACAAGGAAUAUGCAAUACGGGGUAAUUCUGCAGUGUUGAAAUGCCAGGUGCCCUCCUUUGUAGCUGAUUUUGUCAGUGUUGUGUCUUGGCAUACUGAUCAAGGAGAGACAUUCUAUCCAUCAGAAACAAAUUACGAUGGAAAGUACAUAGUUUUACCAUCGGGUGAAUUACAUAUCAGAGAUGUAGGACCUGAAGAUGGUUACAAAUCAUAUCAGUGUCGUACAAAACACAGACUUAGUGGAGAAACACGACUAAGUGCAACAAAGGGCCGUCUUGUCAUCACUGAGCCUGUAGGAGCUGCUGCCCCGAAGGUUCCAUCUCUUACAAAAAUAUACACAUCAGAAAAAUUUGUUAGAUCAGCAUUUUCAAUCUUGUGCCCAGCUCAAGGGUAUCCACCACCUAGUUAUAGAUGGUACAAGUAUAUAGAUGGGACAACCCGUAAACAACCAGUAAUUUUGGAUGAGCGUGUCAAACAAGUCAGUGGGACAUUGAUUAUCAAGGAGGCAAAAGUGGAUGAUUCUGGAAAAUAUCUGUGUGUUGUAAACAAUUCUGUUGGAGGAGAAAGUGUGGAGACAGUCCUUACUGUCACAGCUCCACUUGCAGCAAGUGUAGAACCGCAGACUCAGACUGUAGAUUUUGGACGUCCUGCUACAUUUAAAUGUAACUUUGAAGGAAAUCCAAUUAAAACUAUUAGCUGGUUGAAAGAUGGUAAACCACUUAAUCAUAAAGAACCAAUCCUAACAAUUGAAUCUGUUAAGAAGGAAGACAAGGGAAUGUAUCAAUGUUUCAUUAGGAAUGAUCAAGAAAGUGCUGAAGCAAGUGCAGAAUUAAAACUUGGUGGAAGGUUUGAACCUCCCCAGUUACGCUAUUCAUUCCCGGAGGACACUUUACAGCCUGGUCCAUCUGUCUUUCUAAAAUGCAUUGCCUCUGGUAAUCCAACACCUGAAAUAACAUGGGAGCUGGAUGGCAAGAAACUCUCCAAUAGUGACCGUUUGCAGGUUGGUCAAUAUGUAACGGUUAAUGGUGAUGUUGUGUCACAUCUCAACAUCUCUUCUACUCAUACAAAUGACGGAGGCCUCUACAAGUGCAUUGCAUCUUCCAAAGUGGGAUCUGUUGAACAUUCAAACAGGUUAAACAUUUAUGGACUUCCUUUUAUCCGUCCAAUGGAGAAGAAAGCUAUUGUUGCAGGGGAAACACUAAUAGUCACCUGCCCAGUUGCAGGGUACCCUAUCGAGUCAAUUGUGUGGGAAAGAGAUGGAAGAGUUCUUCCAAUAAACAGGAAACAAAAAGUUUUUCCUAAUGGUACUCUGAUAAUUGAAAAUGUUGAACGGCUGUCUGACCAAGCAACUUACACAUGCGUAGCUCGCAAUUCUCAAGGUUACAGUGCAAGAGGAACACUGGAAGUGCAAGUAAUGGAGAUACCGGUUCUACUCCCCAUAACAUUAUCAUCUGAAUACAGCAGUGAAGGCGAAUAUGUACAGUUAUCAUGCAUUGCAUCAAAGGGUGAUCUCCCAAUGAAUUUUCAAUGGUUCUUGGACAAUGAAGCAGUAACUCCUACAAUGGGAACAACCACAGUAAAUGUCGGUCGGCAGACAAGUCUGCUUAUUAUUCAAAGUGUCACAUUCAGACAUGCAGGAAAUUAUACGUGUACUGCCACAAAUGCUGGUGGUCAGACAAAACAAAAGGCUCAGCUAAUUGUCAAGGUGCCACCAAGAUGGAUUUUGGAACCAACAGACAAAGCAUUUGCUCAAGGAAGUGAUGCAAAAGUUGAAUGCAAAGCUGAUGGUUUUCCAAAGCCUCAAGUGACAUGGAAGAAAGCUGCUGGUGACACACCUGGAGAUUAUAAUGAUCUUAAGCCCAACAACCCCAAUAUAAGAGUGGAGGAUGGGACACUGUCAAUAAAUAACAUACAAAAAACUAAUGAAGGCUAUUAUUUAUGUGAAGCUGUAAAUGGCAUUGGGUCAGGAUUGUCUGCUGUUAUUUUAAUCAGUGUGCAAGCUCCCCCUCAUUUCGAGAUCAAAUUGCGUAACCAGACAUCACGUCGUGGGGAACCAGCUGUCCUGCAAUGUGAAGCUAGAGGUGAAAAACCAAUUGGUAUCUUGUGGAAUAUGAAUAACAAACGCCUUGAUCCCAAGAGUGACAAUAACAGAUACACGAUCAGAGAGGAAAUACUUCCUAAUGGUGUUUUGUCUGACCUGAGCAUAAAACGAACUGAGAGAGAGGAUUCUGCUCUGUUCACAUGUGUUGCUACAAAUGCAUUUGGGAGUGAUGAUACAAGCAUUAAUAUGAUUGUUCAAGAGGUUCCUGAAGUACCUGAUGGCUUGAAAGUUCUGGAUAAAUCUGGCCGAUCUGUUCAGUUGUCUUGGGCUGCACCAUAUGAUGGAAAGUCUCCAAUCAAGCGUUAUCUUAUUGAAUUCAAACAUGCAAAAGGAACAUGGGAAAAUGACAUAGAUAGAGUACUUGUUCCUGGUCAACAAACAGUUGCUGGUGUCUUCAACCUUAAACCUGCCACAACGUAUCACUUGCGUAUUGUAGCUGAGAACGACAUAGGAACUUCCGAUCCAUCUGAUACAGUUACGAUUAUAACAGCUGAGGAAGUACCCAGUGGUCCACCAAUGAAUGUUAAGGUUGAAGCUGAAGGUCAACAUACAUUGAAGAUUUUGUGGAAACCUCCAGAACGGGAUCAAUGGAAUGGAGAGAUACUUGGUUAUUAUGUGGGUUACAAGGCAGCAUCAGCUGACACACCAUAUUUGUUUGAAACUGUUGAAUUCAGCAAAGAAGAAGGCAAAGAGCAUCAUCUUCAGAUAACUGACCUGAAGACGUACACUCAGUAUGCUGUAGUAGUCCAAGCUUUCAACAAAGUUGGUGCUGGCCCAAUGUCAGAAGAAGUGCGUCAGUACACAGCUGAGGGCAUCCCAGAGCAACCACCUCAGGAUACAACCUGCACCACUCUCACCUCUCAGACAAUCAGAGUGUCAUGGGUAUCUCCACCACUCAGCACUGUGAAUGGAGUCAUUAAGGGAUACAAGGUUGUUUAUGGCCCCAGUGAUAGCUGGUAUGAUGAUAACACCAAAGACACAAAAAUAACAUCUGCCAGUGAGACUAUACUACAUGGGCUGAAAAAAUACACAAAUUAUAGCAUGCAAGUUCUUGCCUAUACUUCUGGAGGAGACGGUGUCCGCAGCCCUGCAAUCCAUUGUCAAACUGAGCAGGAUGUUCCAGAAGCACCAAAUGCUGUAAAGGCUUUGGUAAUGUCAAGUGAAUCAAUCCUUGUCAGCUGGAAACCUCCAGAGCAACCAAAUGGAAUUGUUACUCAGUACACAGUCUAUGUUAAGGAAGACAGUGAAGCAGCAAAGGAGGAGGAACCCAAAAGUCAGAAGGUACCCCAAUAUCAAAUGAGCUAUGAAGCUUCUGGGCUUAAGAAGAAAGAGAGAUAUGAAUUUUGGGUGACAGCAUCAACUAUAAUUGGUGAAGGUCAACCUUCAAAACCUGUCUCUUUGUCACCUAGCCCAAGAGUUCCAGCAAAAAUUGCAUCAUUUGAUGACAACUUCACUGCAACCUAUAAGGAAGAUGUGAAAUUGCCUUGCCUUGCAGUUGGUAUUCCUUCUCCAGUAAUUGUUUGGAAAGUGAAAGGACUUGCUUUUCAGCCAGAUGACAGAAUUCAACAGUUGCCUGAAGGGUCACUCUUCAUUACAUCUGUAACAAGGCAAGAUGCUGGAGAAUACACAUGUACUGUGGAAAAUUCCUUUGGUCAAGACACUGUUACUCACAGAUUGGUUGUGCAUGCACCACCUCAUAAACCACAAGUCACUUUAACAUCUACUACAACAAACUCAAUCACAAUAAAGUUACGUCCACAUCCAACGGAUAAUGCACCUUUACAUGGAUAUACUAUUCAUUACAAGCCAGAAUUCGGUGAGUGGGAAACAGUACAGGCUGGCAGCCAGACACAGACUUUCACCAUUGAGAAUCUCUGGUGUGGCUCACGUUACCAGGUGUACGUCACGGCUUAUAAUGGAAUUGGUACUGGAGAUGCCUCAGACAUUUUGAAUACAAAAACCAAGGGUGCAAAACCUGGUAUACCAGAAGCUAGUCGUUUCAUUGAAGUUUCAUCUGGCAGUAUCACUUUACAUUUAAGUGCAUGGUCUGAUGGUGGUUGUCCAAUGCUGUACUUUGUUGUUGAACACAAGAAGAAGUCACAGACAGAAUGGAAUCAGGUGUCUAACAAUGUGAAACCAGGUGGCAAUUUUGUUGUUUUGGACCUGGAUCCAGCUACUUGGUAUCAUCUUCGUGUCACUGCACAUAAUAAUGCAGGUUUCGCUGUGGCUGAGUAUGAAUUUGCUACAUUAACUGUGACUGGAGGGACCAUCCCACCUCCUGAGAGAGAACUGACAGCUGUUAAUAAAUAUUUUCCUUGGCUUCCUGACUGGCUGGAUUUGAAUGUCAUUGUGCCACUGGCUGCUACUAUUGUUGUCAUCAUUGUCGGUGUUGUUGUUAUAUGCGUUGCAAUAUCUAGACGAUCAAGAGGACCAGAGCAGACAAGAUUACGUGAUGAUGUAGUGUACAACCAGUCUGCCGGAGGCAACGCUACAGUGGACAAGCGCCGACCGGAUCUGCGCGAUGAGCUCGGCUACAUUGCACCACCAAAUCGCAAGUUGCCUCCUGUACCUGGAUCCAACUACAACACCUGUGAUCGUAUCAAGAGAGGUCACCCAGGCUCAUUUCGCAGUCAUGCUACCUGGGAUCCCCGCCAUCCCAGGCACAUGUAUGAGGAACUCAGCCUGCAUCCCCCUGGUUCGGGCAUCCGUAAGUUCUCAGGCCACCCCGGAUCUGAUGAAGCUCUCUACAGCCGUGCUGGAGGCAUGGAGGAUGAGAUAUGCCCCUAUGCUACAUUCCAUUUGCUAGGAUUUCGUGAAGAAAUGGAUCCCAACAAGGCAAUGCAGUUUCAAACCUUCCCACAUCAAAAUGGACAUGAACGAGCACACAGUGGUACCAUAGGACCCAUGGGCCCUGGCAGUAUGGCAGGAAAUGGCCACAUUCACCAGCGGACAGGAUCGCAGUCGAUGCCUAGAACUAAUGGUCGCUAUUCACGAGUAAAUAGCCAGAACGGCCCUGGAUCCAACUUUUCUCCUGGUCCAGAAUAUGAUGAUCCAGCAAACUGUGGUACAGAAGAAGACCAGUAUGGCAGCCAGUAUGGACAAUAUGGAGCCCCAUACGAUCAUUAUGGAAGCCGUGGCUCAGUAAGCAGAAGGAGUGUUGGUUCUGCUCGCAAUCUGCCAAUGUCUGGGAGUCCGGAACCACCACCUCCUCCACCUCGUAACCAUGACCCAAAUAACUCAUCUUUUAAUGACUCCAAAGAGAGUAAUGAAAUAUCAGAGGCUGAAUGUGAUCGUGACCAAUUAGUAAAUAGAAAUUAUGGAGUCAGUGUAAGAGCCCACAACAAGGACAUGACCACUGAGGAAAUGAGAAAGCUGAUUGAGAGAAAACCAAAUGAAGCAGGGCAUCACCAACAAAACGGAUUCGCAGUCACACCCUACGAUACUGUGGCAGUGUAACCUGUAGUUGCAAAGAAGUGCAUCUAGAAAGACAUCGGCAAGACCUGUGCCAUAAAAAACAUUAUACCCUGCUGUGUGAAGAAGCUUUGAAUGGAAAUAUUUAAUAAGCAUCAAUUGUGUGUGAACGUUAUUCAGUGUUUUCAUGUUCUUUCUUUUAUCUUUAUUCACAUUAGAAAUUAAAGUAUUUAUAAAAUAUUCAUUGUAAUGCAUUGAUAGAAAAUAUAUCCAUUCUCAGCUGUGAAUGGUAAGCUCUUGGAUAUUAACAGUUUUAGGAUAAUGUACAGCAGGGCUAUAAUUUUAAUUGGCAGUAGUGCAAGACGGCUCAUCCAAAGGUUGCAACCAAACAGACUUUCUCAUAUACAGAAGUCUUUGUUUUAGGAAGACCAAAAUACAAUAUAUGUAUUGUAAUAACUUCUUUCCACCCAUGUUCUAUGAUAUAUGUGCAUUUUCAGCCUUUGUUACACUGUGUUUUCUUUAAAACAUUAAAGAUGACAAUGUUGAUAAAGAGAAUGGCUCAACUUUGUGGCAUGUGAUAUUUUGUCAUAAUGGUACUAUUAUGUAUGUUUUUACAUGUUUUUGAAAUGGGAAUGAAAUGAGAGUGAAAGAAUCUUAAUAAAUGCUGUGUGGUGUGUAUCAUAACCUACUUUAUCAGAAAGGGCAAACACUUAGCUUUCCUUGUUGCAAAACGAAUUAGUGGAAACAAUUAGGACACAUACUGUAUAUCAUUAAAUUAUUUUCGUAAUCAUAUACAUAUAUAAAUACAAAUAUAUAUACAUAAAUCUUAUUGCCAUUACUGUUUCUGUAUAUUGCUAAGCUCCUCUUUAAAUGUUUGUGAUGAACUGCUAAUUUCAAAUUCUAAGACUUUCUUUUGUCGAGUUCACAGAAUUUCAGUUCUAAAACAUUUAUGUGAGAUGUGUAAACAGUGUGUGUUCUGCUCUUGUUCUGCAAAUACUGUACAAUGUUUAUAAUAAUAAAUGCCACAGCUUGUAUUCUUAUAUGUUGAACAGUCUUCACUGUAAUCGUAUGUCUGUCAGUGCUAGUGUUUUGAAUGUUUUUACAUAUUUUGUCAUAAGUGAUAAAGACUCCAAUGAUGUAUGCUGCUGCACAAGAAGCAGAGACACCUGUGUAGACAACAGGCAGAGACUAAGCCAUUUGUGUACCAGAUUUCACUUUUUAUAGCUUCAUAAUUGCUGACAUCAACACUUUAAAUGUAAUAGUGAUGCAAAACUGAAAUUCAGAUACUUAAUUUAUAGCAGUAUUUGUAUCUUCUGUAAGUGUUUAAUUCAGUUCCUUUAAAAUUCAAAAUUUAUAUUCAUCAAGCUUGUUCUUAUACAUAUAGGGAACAAAAUCAUACAGGAUUCUUUCUUUUGUUUCUAGCUUGAGAAGAUAAGCAAAAUUCUUAACUUUCUUCAAAAAUUGUAUACAGUUUAAUAAACAGAAAAAUUAAUAGGUUAAUUUACCUAUGUAAUAUAUCUAGGCUCAUAAAAGUAACUAUUAUAUUCUUACAAUAGCCAAAUCAUUAGCAGAUAACUGAUAAGAAAAAGUGAAAUACUAUCAGUCUGCUUAUAACAGACCUUAAGGUACAUUUCCAAAAAUCAAGAUAAAAUUGUCUUAUGGCUAUAUUACUGCUACUCAUAAAUUUAUAAAUAAAUGUAAUGAUGGUGUAUAAGUGCUUAUAAAACUGCAUUUACAAUUUAGGUAAAGUUUUCAGUAAUUUCUCUCAAUGAAUGUGAUAACUCACAUUACUUGAAUUUCAGUUUUCUUGAGUGUUAUUUUCAUUUUGGUCAGCCCCAACAUUUCAAUGACAUUUGUGUGACUUACGUGAUAAUAUCAAUGACUGAAACUAAUUUAGUUGGUAUAAGCAAGUGCCUUGCAUUACAUUUGUAACAUUAAAGAUUUAUAAUCUCCAUUUUCGUAAUUAUUGUUGAUGAUGUAAUAUCUGUUUUUACAUUUGUUAAGUACGUUAAGACACCGUAGCAGAAAAUGUAAUGCAGGGCAUUUUUAAAAUUUUAUAAUAAAAUUUGUAAAAAAAGGAAGCAGAUUUGAAGUCAGUCUGAUUUGUUAGGUUAGUGGAAAUUAUCUUUAUAAAUCCACUUGCUUUGUUCUUGUGUAAAUAUGCGUAAUUCUUGUUUUUAUGCAUCUGCUUAUUCAGGUAUCAAUAUUGAAAAACUGUUUCUCUGCUCCCCUGUUUUUUGAGGGAUUGUAGUGUGAAACAAGUUAUUUGUACCAAAGUUGUAGAAUUAAUGAACUUUUGUGUUAUUAAAGGUUUUACACACAACUA